Molecule: messenger RNA, 849 nt
Organism: Protopolystoma xenopodis
Lineage: Eukaryota; Metazoa; Platyhelminthes; Monogenea; Polystomatidea; Polystomatidae
Source: the annotation of a GenBank genome assembly
GGCAAUUUGGAGGAUGUAGAACGACCAAUCGACCCUGAAAAUCGCCUCACUCGACACUUCAAUCGACAACAACAUCAGCAGGAAGAUCAGCGCGAACUUCGUGAGGCAGAGGCUGCAGAGCGGGCUGAACUGCGUGGAGUCCUACUGCGCCGACUUCGCCAACUCUCAUUAGCCUCCAUUUCCUCGAAUGUCGACAGAAAUUUUGUGGGAAGCUCUUGCGGAGUUGGUGAACCAAAUAAAAUGAGUCAUGAGAAAUCGGAACCUCACUCACGCAUGAAUCAAGUUGGAAGCCUCCAUUUGCCGGCUGGCGGAGUCUUCAAGGCAGUUAAUGAACGUGAAUGGACCGUGAUCCCUAAAGACGAAGUCUUGCCUUUUUCUAGUUCCAGGACCCGGUUCGAACAAGAUUCAUCUAUUUUACCUGACUCAGAAUCGUCAAGUCGAGUCAGGUCACCUCAGGCUUCGCUGGUUAUACCAACAUCAACGCUUUCCGAAGUACUAUCUGACUCGGAUAUCGGAGGCGGUGAGGAGAAUGAUAGCCAGUCCUCAGUUCAACCCCCCGACUACUGGACUCGUUGGGGACCAGAACCCUACAGAUUGAAGGAAUUACGGCUCUCAAAAAGAGACUCUCUUAAGCAAAGUUAUAAUAAAGGGGGGCUAGAGAGGCAGCAAGAUAAACUAGAUAAAGAAAGAACUGCGUGUUCUGACCGAGUUGGUCAGACACAACAUAUGGAAUCCCAUUUAUGUAAAGACCCUGGUCAUUGGAGCAGGUCUGAACAUGGCAAGGCCUCCAAGUGGUCGAAAUCUCUUAUUGAGUCAAAUACACCUGCUCAGGUAUGCAAAAGAAAAUAA